UCCCAUAACGUGAGGACGGAGGGCUCCAAAGCGACUGGUCAGCUGUUUUUUUCUUUCAGUUUAUACCUUGCUUUCCUUCACUUUUAUGCCAUUUAAAUGCAGCACUUCAUGUUCGAGAGCGUCUCCUAGUGUAGUUUGCCCGCUCUUUGGCUCGCCAAGUGUCGCCACCUGAAGCCAGAGAUGUCGGGGGAGGACCGGCCGGACACAACAACAACAACAACAGGGCGCACUCAUGUCCUGUUAGCAUCCCACCGACCGCCACUCCACGUUGUCUGAUCGGAACCAGGGAAAGCGUUUUGUCCCGUCCGGUUUUGGCCGCGACCUGAGCCCCACACACAGCGAUGGACGAGGAGGACCCCCAGCAGCUGCAGACGGAGCGUGGGGCGGGCAGCACGCCAGGCCUGCUCCUCCCCGGUCUGCAGGGCGCUGAGGCCGGCGCUCUGCAGCUCAGGAUCAAGAACUCCAUCUGCAAAUCUGUUCAAACAAAGGUGGAUAACAUUGUGCAAGAUGUUGAGAAGUUUUCAGACAUUGAAAAACUCUACCUCUACCUCAAGUUGCCUUCUGGUCCAAGUGGUAACACAGAUAAAAGUGACCAGAGUGCCCUGACUUCAAGCCGAACACAGCAGACCUAUGCAUUCAACUGGAUCCACAAUCAUCUGGAGGAAUAUCCAGAGACUUCGCUGCCCAAACAGGAGGUGUACGAUGAGUACAAGAGUUUUUGCGACAAUCUCAACUACCACCCGCUGAGUGCUGCCGACUUCGGGAAAAUGAUGAAAAACGUCUUCCCCAACAUGAAAGCUCGACGACUGGGCAUGAGGGGAAAAUCAAAAUACUGCUACAGUGGGCUAAGGAAGAGGCCAUUUGUUCAUAUUCCGUCUCUACCCAAUCUGGAUUUACACCAAACAGGAGAUGGCCUCCAGUGUGAUGUUCUUGAGUCACCCAACCAGCUGAGCAGCAUUAAGGAAGAGGUGCGGUUCGCAGCCUGUGACCUGGUGUGUGAGUGGGCCCAAAAGGUUCUGAAGCGACACUUUGAUGCGGUUGAAGACUUGGCCCGCUUCUUAAUUGACAGCCACUACAUCAGCAAUAAGUCGAUGGCUGCUCUCACUAUAGUGACGGGAACAGCAACAGAUGCGCAACAGUCAGUCUCAGCUUUCAUCCCUACAUCCGAGGCGCAUACCUUCCUGCCUCAAGUGACGACGCUGUCUUCCCCAUCGAUUGAUGCAAAACAGCAGCUCCAAAGAAAGAUCCAGAGGAAACAGCAAGAGCAAAAGCUGCACUCUCCUUUACCAGGCGACGGGCUGAAGAAAACAGAUGACAACACGCUGUCUGAAAGCCCCAUUACUCCAUCCCCUCAGCCUGCCAUUGGCAUUGUGGUUGCAGCAAUCCCAAGCCCAAACACAGCACAGCGCAGCAGGCUGGUGUCAUCCAGUCCAAUGGUGCCCACAGAGAGCAAGGUGAUGCCAGUCAACUUCCAAAUGGUCACCCAGCCAGUGCAGCCUUUGAAACAAAGUCCUAAACCUCCGCCUAAUAAUGCGUCCAGCUCUAUGAUGGAACGCACUGCGCGCCAACGCUACGCGCAAAUCCUCCCCAAGCCUGUUGCCACGACUGCCAUAACUUUGCGCUCCCCCUCGACAAUGAUCAUUGCCAGCAGUCCCAUUACGACCGUAAUGACCUCCUGCCACGUCACCCCAGUGAGUCUGGUGAAGAUGACGGCUAUAUCGCUCGCCUCGAAUAGCAGCAAUACAUCCACUUCCCUCUCUAAUUCUACCUUGAGGCCAGCGUCUGCAGGGAUUACCAUGAGUGCACCAGUAGAAGACUUAGACUCUGGCAAAAAUUCAAGGAGUGCUUCUGCUGUAGCCAGUUUGGCUCCAGAAGAACCUUUGCAAGAUCCUAAUCUAGAUGUUGAAAUGGAAGCCAUACUCAAGAACAGUCAGGAACAAAGUCACUUGAGCAUGAUUGAAGGUCAAGGUGUUUUGGCGAGCCGAGCUGCAGGAACCCUACAGAGAGCUGCAAGUGUACCCAUACCUCAAAUAAGAGGGUGUAGCAUUGUGGAGGAAAUGCCCCAGUCAAUCUAUGAAGGAAAAGUCCUGUCAAGUACUCAGUCUGUGGUUGAAACUGGAGACAGCAAUAACACCAGCACUUUGCCUUUCACUCCUUCCUGCGAGAAGACCAAUGCUGUUCUGUCAUUCAACACCAACGGCAAAGCUUCAUUUGGGGAGAACAGCAUCGGACUGAAGAGUGUCAGAAAGCGCUCAGGUCUUAGCCCAAUUCUUUCCCCAGUCAAAAGGGUUUUCAUGCCGCAGCAGUCACUAGGGGGCACUGCUGGUCUAGGGUGCGGGCUCAGAAAUACCAUUAGUACUUCCCAACACCCCUUUGCUCCAACCAGACCAGAAAGUGCACCAGCCUCCAGGGAGGUCGAGAUGAAAAUGAACUUGUCCACUCAGGUCCAUUCAAUGUGCACCUCCUCUGCCAGAGCCAGCGACCUCUGCACUGUUGCCAAAACACAAAGCUCAAUGCAAAGGAAAAACAUGUCCCAUGUUGUGGAAACUAGCACCUCUGUCAGUCAACCGUUCAUUCAGCUUCAGGAGCACACAACAUCUAACAUGCCUUCUAUGUCCAAUCAUUCUCAAGGGACCUCUUUUCAAGUCGCUAACUGCGGAGCUGAAAACCCUGGAGAUGUUCAACCACAGACCUUUGUUCAGUCCAUCCCUGCGGCAAAUCCUGUGGAUUAUUUGAAUCGAGUUUCAGGCCACAACCCUAUGCAGGCUGAAAGCUACUUUUCCUUUGAUGAUGAUGUUACUCAAGAUAGCAUUGUGGAAGAGCUGGUGCAGAUGGAAGAGCAGAUGAAGCUGCAGAAAUUGAGAAGCAGUGCGUUGCACGAGGGCACUCAGGCGGUGAUUCCCGACAACUUGAAUUCUUUUGAUGCAAACAUGGCGACGUUUUAUCAACCAAUCAACUCCAGCAGGGGCAGCAACAUUCAUACGCCCACUCCAACACAGACUCCAACUUCUGAACUAAUUGGAGCAGCCCAGGGACAAACUACUGAGAGUCCCUGCCCCCGUUUCUCCUCUGUCACCCCAGUCGACAGCGCCCUGGGAAGCAGUCGCCACACUGGCACGCCGCAGUCAAACUGCAGCAGCACUGUGGCUCCUAGUCCCGUAGAGUGCAGGAACCAGUUUGCAUUCACACCCAUCAACUCCAACAUCACUGGUUUCCAUGACGGCAGCACAGUUUCUUGUAGCCCGGUGAAACCCAUGCAAAGGCCGAUGGCGACGCACCCCGAUAAGACAAGGCUGGAGUGGAUGAAUAACAGCUACAACAACAGCACUGGGACUUUAAACAAGUCCAGCAAUGGGUUGGGAAUUUUGCCAAGCUACCAGGGACUCAUAGACGAUCACUUUCAGAAGCCACACGCCUUCGCCGUCCCACAUGCUCGUCACAAUGACGGCCAUUUUGGACGCCUGACUCCAAUUUCACCGGUGCAGCAACAGGUAGCUAGCAUGGCUAACGUGUCCAGACAGGAGGGUUUUGCUGUGCCGGCACCUCUCGAUGGCAAGUCCACCAGCUCUGGUUCUUUUCGCUGUCGUAGUGUCAGCCCGGCCGUUCAUCAGAGGAACUUGAGUGGAAAUCCUGGAAGCGGUGCUCCGCAAACUGUCAACCCCUCUUGCAUAUCACCCUUCAACUCGCCGGUGACGCCCGAGGUCUUGAACAUCUUCAGCCAAGGAAAUCUCGCAGCCACAACAAUGGCUCAAAGAAGCCGAUCAGUGCCGGCUAAUGUGAUGAUGCAAACUGAAGAGUCUUCCCUCCCUGGCCAACAUUGCAGCAGCCAAAACAUCGGCAAUGUGCUUCUCAGCAAACUGGAUGGCAGCCAUGACGAUGGCAUGCGUGGCAUGGGCAUUAAUAAUUUACCCUCCAGCUACACUGCCCGUAUGAACCUCUCUCAGUUGCUUCAGUCCAACCAGCUCCAUACAAUGUCUUCUGAGUCCUCUACUGCCCAAAGGAUGCAACAGUCCAAUUACCUGAUUGAUACUGAACAAAUGAUUCUAUCUGCGGGCGAGAGCCAUGUACAAUCAGUUACUGGAGGGAACCAAAGUGCAUCAGCGAUGCAAGUGUUACGAUCACAGCAGCAGGAGUCGCAGCCACAGUUGGAUUUCACCAGCACUUUAAAAAACCUCCAACCAGACAACAGCCAAUCUUCCGAGGGUCAGAUCAUGGAGCCGGACCUGGGGACUGACUUCCCCUGCGAACUCAGAAUGCCAUCUGAGCUCUCUGGUAACAUAAAUGACUUUAAUGCACUUGAUACGCACCUUCUGUUCGACCCCAGUCAGUCGCAAGGGCAAUAUCAAAACUCUUCCUCAGAGGAGCUGGCCAACAACGCGCUGUUCCAACAAAUCACUGCUGAGGCCGAGCACCAAAGUGGACUGGACUGGCUCGGGAGCAAAGAUCAUCCAGCCGUUGGAUUAAUGGGCUGAGAGCCAUCAUGCUUUUCAAAAUCAUAAGGCAUUUGUAAUUUUUAAAUUGACAUGCUGAUUUUGCAGCACUCUGGUUAAAAUGCUGGUCAUUUUCACUUAAUCAGAGAGGGUUGUUUAGAAGCAUUUCCACCGUGUAAACAAGGGCUCUUUAUUAGUGAAUAAUGCCUGAUAUGUAUGUUUUUUUUAAAAACAUUUUUUAUGUAUUCCAUUUAGAUAUAGUGCGCCUUUUAAAACCAACCUAUGCAUUUUUUGCGCUUGAUUUUAUUUACCCAAAAACUAGAGUCGUGUAAUCAUUUCAAAAGAAGUGAAGGAGUGAUUCAAGCUUUUAAAUAAUCUCAAAAAUGGUUUCAAUUUUAAUCCGUUUUGAGUAACAUAUCCCAUGGCAACGGGGAAGAAUGUGUAAUUAAUGUACUUAUCUUGUGUCCUUAACCUGAGCAGAGUGUUCACGGAGUUAACAGUAUUAACUACAUAUUCAAGUACUAUUUAGAAUUCACCAAGUACUUUUAACUUGACGCUGGUAACAUUAACAUCCAUGCAACCAAACAUUAACAAACAUUUAACACAUCAUUGAGAACAAGGGUGGGAGUCAGAGGAAAUAAAGCCACGUCCCUCACCGAUAUGAAGUAUUAGACACCACUUGAAAGCCAUAUACAUCAACAUGUAACUUCAUCAAAAACCAGUACUAACGGAGUGGAUAUUUGUGAGAACAUUUAUAAAUGACUAAAUUAUUUUACCACCUUCCCUAUGCACUUUUACAAAGCUAUAACUCUCUCGACCAUGUAGAUUAUAGUGUAGGCUAGUCUGGUAGCAAUGCGCAAUAAAGUAAUGCCAUUAUUUAAAUGUGCUACGGUUGCAAUAUGCUGCACUGACAAUCCGGUUAGCUUGUUAAGCUUUUCAAUAUUUAACAAUGCACUGUGUUUAAUGUGAUGGUGCUCGUAGGUAAGACUUGUGUAGUGAACAGUAAUGACACCAAUCCCUUCUUCAAUGUGAAACCUCAUGCAUACCAGCUGUGUAAAAUGAUACUAAUAACCCAGAGCCUUAUGUCCAAGCCAAAGAUUCACUUUCAAUGUAAAAUGCACUGUUUAUUUCAAUUCUGCUUGACUUGAGAGGCGUGUAAGGUCUGAGAAAUUUCAAUUAUUAAUUUGAUGACUGUUGAUUUUGUUAACACAACAGGCAUUUAAAGCAAUAUGUAAGGCUUUAAACUGAAGCGUCAUUAGUUAAUCACGUGUUCAUCGUGUUAUUAGGUGUCAUAUAUUUGGUUGCAGAGGCCCUGCGUGUUUGAUUUGAGCUAUUUAUUUUGUGCAUACGUCUGUGUGUUGUGUUUACAUGUAACAGCUUGCAGUAGAAUUCUGCACUGCUUUUGUUUUGAAUUGUAAGUUGCUUAUGGCUGAAGCUUAAAGGGACUCUAUCCUGCUUUUUUCUGACUUAUAUGUGUGAAAUUUUAAACUCAUCUUGGAGUCUUCAAGUAAAGCAUUUUGUAUCUAUCUCAUCAGCACUCAUGUAUGAGAAGCAGACGUGGUGGCGGAACAGUUUUGACAUGUUGCUUCAGCAGGUGUCUUGAGUGACCACUUGAUAUUUGGAUAUUAUGUAGAUGUGGAUCCUCAUAUCUCUGUCGGUAGAUGACCCAGUAAAAUUCAUUUCCUGUUUAGGUUUUUGUUUAAUAACUGCAGAGAUGACUCCCCUCUCUACUCCUCUAGAGUGGGGUUGAAAUGGGCAGGAUAGAGCCCCUGUAAAGUAUUUGAGUAAAUUCUAAUGAACCUAAAGCGGGAUUUAAAUAAUAGAAUUGUGCCCAUUUAUAAAUGUUAAAACCAUAUUUAGAGGGUUUCACUUCAUUCAGUGUCCAACAGUUUUUCCUGCAUCAUUAUAAGCUUUAACUUUAAUUUUGAUGUGUGACUUCAUCUUUGUCAUUUCCCUGUAAAAGCAUUUGCAUCAUCGAAGGUAUACGUUUUACUUCUGAAACAUGAGUAGUUUUUGCAAAUGGUUUGAAACCAUUGAUUUGUGCAUAAAUGUAGUGAUGUUGCUGUGUUGAGUGGAAACUGUGUUUUAUUUGAACAGUCUUUUUGAAGGAAAUACACAAAGAAAACACCAUCAUACAGUACUUAUGCAGACUGUUUUGUAACUUAUUGCUAUUAAAUAUCAAGCUUCUGUCCCCUUUCAUUCCUGGUGACUGUUCCAGUUCCUGUACGUUUUUUUUUCUUUAUAUGUGUGUCCUGUCCAGGGC
Messenger RNA from Synchiropus splendidus (mandarinfish), 6693 nucleotides. RefSeq names its product DNA-binding protein RFX7-like. NCBI's taxonomy places the organism in Eukaryota, Metazoa, Chordata, Actinopteri, Syngnathiformes, Callionymidae. Bases 342 to 4472 code for a protein of 1376 amino acids. Gene Ontology annotation, biological process: regulation of transcription by RNA polymerase II. The record is from RefSeq and is a predicted model, not a curated record. The transcript has 9 exons. Gene Ontology annotation, molecular function: RNA polymerase II cis-regulatory region sequence-specific DNA binding; DNA-binding transcription factor activity, RNA polymerase II-specific.